UAUGUUAAUAUAUUUUGAGGAUAUCAACUCAGCUAUUUUAUCAAAGAAUGAAAUUUUAAAUUGUGAACAAGGACAAACAACCAAUAGAGUACAAUCUUGUGGAGUUUGUCAAAGUGGAACAAUUCAUUCAGCUGAUCGAUUAAGCUGUUAUAAAUGUCCAGAUUAUUGUGCACUUGGAUCAUGUAAACUGAAAUCUGAUUCAAGUAAUCCAGAUGACGCAACUUUCUGUGAAAAAUGUAUUGAACAUUACUUUAUGAAUAAUGGAAAAUGCCAUGAAUGUUUACCUGGCUGCAAAAAGUGUAAUUCUAUUAGCAAGUGUCAAGAUUGUUUAGAAAAUUUUGCUAUAAGAAAAAAUUUUAAUGAUUGUAUUCCUUGCCCUCACAAUUGUGAACAGUGUAAUUGGCUAACAACUACCUUUAGUGUGCAAUGUGAAAUCUGCAAAGCAGGAUAUACUGUCCAGAAUAAAAACUGUGUAGCCUGUGGAUCAUUCUGUAAAUCCUGUAGAUACCUUAAAAGUAAAGGAGUUACUUGCACUACAUGUGACAGCAAUACCUAUCAAGAAACUAAUAAUAACAUAACAACUUGUAAACCUUGCUCUACAUCAAUUACUGGCUGCUCUAAAUGUUCCAAUAAAGAUACUUGCACUGAAUGCAUCUCCAAGUCUUAUGCUUUAACAACAUCUAAACAGUGUGAAAAAUGUAGCUCAGUCCACACUGCCUGCUUAGAAUGUGAAGCACACAGUAAUACUAACAAAUGCUCAAAAUGUAGCAUUGGCUAUUAUUUGAAAGAUGAUUCAUGCUCUCCCUGUCCAAGAAAUUGUCAUUCUUGUAUAGAAACUAACAAUGUUGUAAAAUGUUCAAAGUGUAUGGCUGAGUAUACAGUUGUUGCUAGGGAAGUAUGUGACAAAUGCCCUGAUAACUGUUUGGAGUGUGAAGUCUCUUCUGGCAAUCUCAUUUGUAAAGCUGACAAAUGUAAAGCAAAAUAUACUAGAAAUUCAAACAAUCUUUGUUCAAAGUGUCCUGAAAAAUGUAAUAAGUGCACUUGGAAUUCUGCCAAGUUUCGAGCUGAAUGUACUGGAACAAAUUCUGUUCAUUCUUGUACUGAAAAAGAAAAUGGAAAAUCAUGGACUCUAAGCAGUGAUGGAACUUGUGCAGCUUGCCCUAAUUAUUGUGAUAAGUGCUACUUUGAAAAGAGUACUGCAACAACUCCAAUUUGCUAUGCUUCUAUGUGCCAACAAACAUAUACUUAUGAUGAUUUGACAGGUAUUUGUAUUCCAUGUCCAAUUGGUUGUGAUUACUGUAAGAAAAGGACAGGAGGCUUAACAUGCCUGGAAUGUAGUAGAGGGUUUGCUCCAAAUUAUGGAAAUUCAUCCACUGUUAUUGAAUCCUGUAUGGCUUGUUCAAUUAAUAAUUGUAAAUAUUGUGAAGUGAUAUCCAAUGAGCUAAAAUGUAUAAGGUCACCAUGUACAAAUUCUACAACUGGAAAGUUCUCUUUCAAAACUGGAACCUGUCACGAUCCCCUUGUCAGUGGUACAUCUUUUAGUACUCUUUCUGAUGAAAGUGAUCAUUUCUCUGAUGAUGUAUUAUAUGAUUAUGAUUAUGAGGUUAUUCCUAUGCCUUGUCCUCCGGGAAGUAUAUUGAUAGAUGUUGGGAUUUAUAGGGGACAUUGCAGAAGUUGUGGAUAUAAUUGUGAAGAUUGCCAAUUAAAUAAUCUAAACACUGAUGUUGAAUGUAAAACAUGUAUUGGAAAUACACAGUGGGUCAAUAUAGAAAUAAAUGGAAUGCCAACACGAGGAUGUUAUGAUUGUACUAUAGCCAGACUUCAGUGUACCACAUUUGAAAGAUUUGGUUCUGCUCCAAAUUUUAAAUGUAGAUGUAAAAUAGGUCAUUGUAUGGGAAAUCAAGACAACCCUAAAUUUGUUACAGCCCUUCAAGAUACUAAUGAUGAAUAUAAUAAGUGUCAGGCCUGCUCAGAAAAGUUUCCCAAUGCUCUUGCAUGUUCUACAGAAGAUCCAGACAAUCUAACUGUUCAUAGUUGUGCAACUGGUUUUACAAAGCUUCAAUCAAAUGACAAAGCUUGUUUUAAAAUUGGAGAAUUCUGUUCAAAAUGGACCGACAUUUCAUCAGUUAUCUGUACAGCCUGUGCUUUUGGAUCAUAUUUAUCCUCUGGCGAAUGUUUACCUUGUCCAGAUGGCUGUAGUGAAUGCACUUUUGAAGGAUCAAUAAUUAAUUGUAUCUCUUGUUCAAAUGGAAAAACUGGUAUAGACUGUCAAUCUUCACCAUCUGUUUGUGAUUCAAUAAAUGUAGAAAAUUGCAAUAUCAAAUGGAAUAUAGCUGUAUCUGGCUCAACACCAAAUUGCAAAUGUUUAAGCUGCUCUAACAGCUCCGCAGUUGACAACAUUGUUCCAAAUACAAAGAAUAUUCUUGGAACUUGUACUUCCUCAGGAAUAUCAACAUAUCCUCCAAAUUGCCAACAAGUAAUGCUAGGUACUAAUACAUGCACAAAAUGUACUGGACUCUACUCACUGGUUUAUGGUAUGUGUCUGAAAAUUCAUGAUGAUUGUAAAAGUGGCUUCACUGUUUAUGAAGUGUAUGCAAGAAGAUGCUUUGUUCCUAAGCCAGAUUUUGUUUUAACAAAAUUUGGUCUUGAAAAUGUCAGUAAAAGCAGAUAUGGAGGUCGACAUUGUACAGGAUAUGUUUUAACAGGAGGACAAUCAAACUAUUAUAGCAGAUGCUCUGGCUGUGCAGCUGGAUAUGUUUUAGACUCUUCAAAUCCUUAUCAAUAUAUUUGUUGGGAAUGCAAUAUAUUGACUCUGCUUCAUUGUUCACAUGCUGUUGUAGACAAUCAUGUAUGCAAAUGUGGGAGAUGCACUGCUGAUGGAGGAGGUAAACAUUACCUCAAACAUCCAACUCAUGCAGGAUGCAUGGAAAUUGCUGAUAUAUCAGAAUGUAAUGAUUAUACACUAAAGAAAAAAGCAGGAACAUAUAUUUCAGUAUGUAAUGAAUGUUCUGAAGGUAAUAUUGUUUCUAAAGAUGGUCAAUCAUGCCUAAGUUGCGGUACUUGUACAAAUGGAAUACAUCAGUUAAAUUCUAUUGGAGAUGCCUGUGAAUGCACUUGCUCAAAUGCUACAUUAAUGAAUUCUAAUUCAAAUGGUUGUAUUAAUUGUACUAAUCAAAUUGCCAACUGUAAAGUCUAUGAAUUGGAUAAUGAUAUCUGUACUUGCUCUGAAUGUUUAGCUGGUCAUCUAAAGAAAAGCAAUACAGAAUGUAACAAUUGUGAAAGUGAUAUCACAUGCAAUGGUGGAACAGCACAGCUUAAUUCAGGUGGAGAUGCAUGUGAAUGCAUAUGUUCAAAUACUACUUUUAUGAACUCAAAUUCAAAUGGUUGUAUUAAUUGUACUAAUCAAAUUGCCAACUGUAAAGUCUAUGAAUUGGAUAAUGAUGUCUGUAAAUGCUCUGAAUGUUUAGCUGGUCAUGUAAAGAAAAGCAAUACAGAAUAUGGAGAUGCAUGUGAAUGCAUAUGUUCAAAUAAUACCUUUAUGAACUCAAAUUCUAAUGGUUGUGUUAAUUGUACAAAUCAAAUUGCCAACUGUGAAGUUUAUGAAUUGGAUAAUGAUGUCUGUAAAUGUUCUGAAUGUUCUGCUAAUUAUAUACUGAAACGCAAUUCAGAAUGUGUUGAAUGUCCAAGUGAAUUAAUUUGUAAUGGUGGAACAAAGAGACUAAAUUCAGGUGGAAAUUCAUGUGAAUGUACCUGCUCAAAUAACGCUUUGAUUAAUUUCAAUUUAAAUGGUUGUAUUAACUGUUCAACUAAUGAGAUUUCAAACUGUAAAAUCUUUGAUUUAGUUAAUGACAUUUGUACAUGUUCUGAAUGUUUGUCUAAUUAUGAAUUACAAGGGAACUCAGAAUGCAUAUACAAUACACCUGGUGGAGGUGGAGAAACCAUUGCUAAUUGUUUAGAAUAUACAAGAGCAGCUGGAUUAUCAACUAUUUCUGAAUGUACAAAAUGUAUAGCUGGUUGGGCCCUAGAAGAAGCUUCCUCUACAUCAACUUCAAAAUGUCACCAAUGCCAACUUGGAUGUGAAAUAUGUACUGUUGAUACAUCUUCAACACUUACAACAGUUAACAGGUGUACUGCUUGCUCAAGAAGCUAUGCAAUUAACAAUGUAGGAGCAUGUAUACAAUGUCCAUACAAUUGUGAUGAAUGUAGAGUUGAUCCAGAAAAUCAAAAUAAUGCUAUUUGCCUCUCUUUUGGAUGCACUUCAGGAGCUUUGAAUGAUGCAGAUUUUAGUUGUCAAUCCUGUUCUAUUGCCAAUUGUGCAAUUUGUGUACAACAAAUUAAUGGAUUAUUUAAAUGUUUAAAAUGCAAUCGAGGUUUUUAUAAGGAUCAUGAUGGAAUAUGUCAAGCAUGUACAGAAAACUGUCCUUUUUGUUUUGAUGAUCAAAGUUGUAUACCUGAUGGUUGUGAUGAAGGUUUUAUUAGGCAUAGAACUGAGGGUACCUGUCUGCCUUGCAUUGGAGAUGGAGUAGCAAGAUGUUCAUUUCAAACAGCUACAUCCAAUAUACUAAUACCAGAAACUUGUAAGAUUGGUUUCAGACUAAACUUAUCAACUCACCCACCUUUGUGUGAAAGAUGUGAUCCAAAUUGUAAAAUAUGUAUUGUUAAUGGGGCUACUAAAUGUGAUGAUCAGCAAUGUAACUCUGGUUAUUUCUAUGACUCAAUUGAUCAAAAAUGUUAUAGAGAGAAAGCCAGGUGUGAGAAAUCUAUUCGAAUUUGUCCAAGUGGAUGUAGUGCUUGUUCAUUAGUUGAUGAUAAGGUCCAAUGCACAGCUUGUAUACCAAGUUAUGGAUUGAGAGAAGGAUUAUGUGAAAAAUGUAACUCUGAUAAAUGCCAAAACUGUAAAAUUCCUCCUGGAGAAUCUUCAAUGGUUUGUUCAUCAUGUUUAGAGAAAUAUUACCUAAAUGCUGAUGAUUGUGGAAAAUGUCCAAGUUAUUGCAAAGAAUGCACUCACAAUGGAAAUUAUCAAUGUAAAACAUGUAUGAAAAGAUAUGGUAGAUCACCUGAUGGAACUUGUAUUCCUUGUCCACCAAACUGUCAAACAUGUAUUGCCAAUAGCAAUCAUAUUAGUAAAUGUACUAAAUGUAUAUCUAAUGAAUUUUCCCUUCAAAGUGAUGGAAAAUGCAUACCUUGCUCAUCAGCUACAUUUACAAAUUGUGCAACAUGCACAUCAGAAUCAUUCAAUAGAAAGGCUGUUUGUAAAUCAUGUCAAACUGGUUUUUCUUUGAGUGAUGAUGAAGAAAGUUGCAUCUCUUGUUCAAUAAGUAAAUGCUCUGUAUGCAUUCAUGGUAAUAUAUGUUCUAAAUGUAAAUCUGGUUUCUACUUAAUGAAUUAUAAUAGAGAAUGUGCUCAAAAAUGUUAUAAAUGCAAAGGAAAUCAAGCUGAUUGUGGAAAUGAGAUUUCCAAUAGUAACAAUAAUACAUCUAAAAUGGAAAUUAUUGAUUGUUCCAUUGGAGAUUGUUGGGCAUAUAGAACUGAAACUUCUGAUAAGAUAGAAUAUAUCAGAGGAUGUUCAAAUGAAACUUGCACUUCAGAAGCAACAAAUGAAAUUUGCAAGACUGCAAAUGGAAAGACAGAAUGUGAAAAGUGUUGUCAGGGUGACAAAUGCAAUACUUGGGAAUUAGAUGGAAAAGCAGGAGUCGAAAAGACUAAUUAUACAUUUCAAUUUAUUGCCAUAUCUAUUAUCUUUUCUAUCCUUUUCUCAAAAAUUUAAAAUUUUACUGUAAUUGUUUUAAAUUUUGUAGUAGACCAAUCAUUAAUGUAAUAACAAUGAGAGUCAUACAAUAAAUAUGAUUGGUG
Dimorphilus gyrociliatus is the source of this 5853-nucleotide messenger RNA. Lineage: Eukaryota; Metazoa; Annelida; Polychaeta; Dinophilidae. The record is from the annotation of a GenBank genome assembly.